GUUCCCCCAGCAGAAGCCAUGGUUGCUCCGCGCAUCGUAUAUGCAGUCAACUGCCGGGAGUCGGUUCGGCUUGCUCUAGACACUGCCAGGUACUAGUACAUAUAACUCCCUCUGUCGGCGGACUUCAGUCUCCCCUCAGGGGAUCCAUGCUCUCCGGUCAGUCGGCUGCUUGCUUGUCAUGUUGCUUGAUCGCAGAAUUGUAACCGGGCUUGCUGGUCUAUGGGCCGCCUCGGUGGCCCACGCCGCCUGUUCGUCCAACCUUGUCAUUGACAACUUUACCAAAUGGACCAGCGGCGUGAACAAUCUUGACUGGCCCAACGGAGAUGAUGGAUCCAUGACGGCGAUUGCCGGCUCUGCGGGCCAGGUCAUCUUCAUUCCCAAAGACGACGGCUCGUACUUUUACGAGUCGUUCGAAUGCCAGCAAGCCGUAACCAAUGGCUACGGGGGCAUUCAGUUCACCGUCCAGGGGCCGCGUGGCGGUUCGUUCGCAGUGGAGUUGCAGACGACGGAUAGCUGCGCCAACGGCAACACCGGAGCCUUCAGAAGCUCGUAUAACAUCAUCAGCGACCUGACGGGCCAGCGUCAGACAGUCACGCUGCCGCUCAUAGGCUUCGAUAACGAUCCAAACUACGACGCCAUUGUCGGCCUGGCAUGGUCAGGCUUCUCGCAGACCGGCGUGCAGUGGUCGGUUGGCAAUAUCACGCUUAUCUGCGGCGAGGUGGCCGUCAGCCCUACGACUACUGUGUCAACAAGAUCUGUCAUACCGACGACGACAACAACGAGGUCAACAGUCAGGACAACAACAGGCCGGACAACAUCGACCAGGAUAACGACCAGGACAACGACCAGUUCGCCAGUUAUAACAUCCCAACCGGCCACUUGCUCAAACAACCUGCUGAUCGACGACUGGGCAUCUCAGUCACGCCUCACAUUCCUGGGCUACAAUGCCAUGAAUCAACCCUCGAGUGAUGACGGAUCCAUGGCUUCGGUCGUGGUGAGCAACGGAAGGCUGCUCCUCAGCCCGAGAAACACCGACUCGUACUUUUACAGCCAGUUUGGUUGUAUAAAUGUGAGCAACCGUUACGGCGGUAUCUCGAUGCGGAUUAGGGCCGCACGAGGCACAACCUUUUCUGUGACGCUCUCAUACUACCGCACAUGCGGUUCCGGUACUGCCAGCACAGUAACCAUGACGACGGCACAACUGAAAUGGACUUUUGACGGAACCGAGAGGCUGUAUUGGUUCCCCUUUUCCGUCUUCACCGGUGUGGACACGACCAAACUUGACAUGAUUUACUUCUCCAACUUCAACACCGCCGCUGUCUUUGGCCCCAUGUCCUUCUACUGCGGCUCUACUGCCACUGACUACACUCCUGCGGCCGCCACGCCGACGGCGCCCAUCGUUACACGUUCGACGACGCGCGUGUCGGCUCCCAAUGUGUCGGGCUUCGUGAUUGAUCAGUUUGAUGACGCUACCACGAACGCGCUGGGACAGUGGCACGGCGGCGAGGAGGGCAUGACCGUCACCUUCGGCAACAGGCUCAUGACGAUCCGCACCAACGACUCCGACUUGAGCUGGAACACGCAGUUGACAGACACGUGCGCCGACCUGAGCGCCUACGCCGGCGCCUACCUCCACAUUGCCUACUCCGGAAGCAACAAGUUCAGUGUCGCCCUGCAGCAGCACAAUUCACGCUGCAAUGCGAACAUCGCACCGUUUCCCGAGACGUGGGACUCCCUCGAAGCGGCACGGUACGCCACGGCCACCGACAUCUACAUGCCCAUCAACCACUUCAACGUCGACCUGACCCGCGUCAUCGGCUUCACCCUCAAGGGCUUCUACAGCACUGAGCCCACUACCAUUACCAAGAUGGAGAUUGUCAACGCGGUCCCUGCCCGCUGGACCGUCCCAAGCAAGCUGGCAUCCGGCAAGCUCGUCUUUGCGUGCACGCGGCCCAACUCAUUCGCCUUCGCCAUUGACGACGGCGACCCCAAGUACGCCAAGCGGGUCAUGGACAUCAUCAAGCAGGCCGACAUUCCCGUGACCUUCUUCACAGUCGGGCUACCGCUGCUGGACACCUCCAACGGGCUGGCCGCCGCGUACAAGGACAUGGCCGCGCGCGGCCACCAGAUCGCGAUGCACUCGUACACGCACCCGCCCAUGGAAGGGCUGCCGGACACGGCCAGCAUCGACUGGGAGUACAACAACGACAUUGGCGCCGUGCGGCAGGCCUUCAACGGCGCCGGCGCGCCGUACACCACCACAAACUACUUCCGCCCGCCCUUCGGCACCGAGGGCGCCCGCAUGCGCCAGCGCCUGGCCGCCGCCCUGAACGACCCCAACCCGUACAUUGUGGGGUGGAGCAUCGACGUCGAGGACUGGAUCUGGGCGCAGAGCGACACGCCCGAGAAGCAACUCGACGCCUUCAAGCGCGACGUCGCAAAGGGGGGCAACCUGCUCGUCAUGCACUACCUGUACAACUCGACGGUUGAGUACCUGCCCGAGUUCAUCCGGCUGGCCAAAGCCACGGGCAAGCAGCUUAUGCGGGUUGAUCAGUGCAUGGAGGAUCCGAAGGCGCCGCCUUUGUAAGUGAGCAUGGGACGAAACGGACCCGUGAUACCGUCGUUUUCACGUAUGGUGGGAUGCUUUGGUGUGUAAAUGAUUUCGGUGAAAGAGUCAUGA
Messenger RNA from Canariomyces notabilis, 2680 nucleotides. Its product is annotated as carbohydrate esterase family 4 protein. Gene Ontology annotation, biological process: carbohydrate metabolic process. Bases 179 to 2587 code for a protein of 802 amino acids. Gene Ontology annotation, molecular function: hydrolase activity, acting on carbon-nitrogen (but not peptide) bonds. The transcript has 3 exons. NCBI's taxonomy places the organism in Eukaryota, Fungi, Ascomycota, Sordariomycetes, Sordariales, Chaetomiaceae. The record is from RefSeq and is a predicted model, not a curated record.